Molecule: messenger RNA, 1321 nt
Organism: Hemicordylus capensis (graceful crag lizard)
Lineage: Eukaryota; Metazoa; Chordata; Lepidosauria; Squamata; Cordylidae
Gene: APOF
Product: apolipoprotein F
Exons: 2
Coding region: 120-1154 (344 amino acids)
Biological process (GO): cholesterol metabolic process
Source: RefSeq, a predicted model, not a curated record
CUGAUAAGGCUGGCCAGUUGGUAUAUAUGUGUAUAAGCACCAACUCAAACAGCUGAUUCUUGCCCUGGUGCUUUAUAUACACUUGCCCCUUUAAGCAGGUCCCAAGGAAGCUGUCCAACAUGUACCUGCCGCUGCCCAUGACCCUGACUUUCUUUGGCCUCCUGCUGCCUUAUGGACCGGAAGGGGGCUUGCUCCCCAAGGCUAGCCUUGCAGAGAGAGCUUCUGAAACCCACCAAUCCACCUCUGACUCCAGCCAUGCUUCUCUUCAUACCCUGCUCAGCUCCAUAUCCCCCAAAUCUCUCCAGUCCCAGUUGCCUCCGAAGGGCAUUUCCUGUGAGGACCUGAUGCCCGAAGCCUUAGAAGAGUUUGCGAGCGUGCCCCGGCUGUCUCAGAUCCUCAUUCAAGCGUCACUGGCACUUGCUCUGCAGGGUGCAGGCUGUAGCUGGCAUGCAGAAACCCUGAUCCUGCGCCUCUACAAGGAGCUGGGCGAGGCAGAGUCCAAUGCCCUCCUCUUUCUGUUGGCAGGCGCCCUGGGCACAGCUCACUCCCCUGCUCCGAGCAACAGCAGCACUGCUGCCUUGGAGUUCAACUUGGAGCAGCUUGCCCACACACGGGCUUUGCGCUGCAAAGGUCUGACACCCAUUCAUGGCUCUUUCCUGCAUGGCCAGGCACACCGGGUCUUCAAAACGUUUCCAGCAGCUGCUGCAGCUUGUCACCAACUAGGAGAGACGUGUGCUGGAGUGGCCCCCAAUGGCACCAGUUCUUUCCAAGUGCUGGAUCGAAAUGGCAGCUACUUCCUGCCACGCCAUGGCGCCCAUUCCUGGCUACAUCAGUGCCAGAGGCUUGCCAGAGGCCGGCGUUCCACCCCAGAGGACUGCUUAAGUGAGAGGGAGCACAAUGUCCAUUCCAUUGUGGAGUGGGUACCUGGGGUCAGCACCUUUUACAAUUUUGGAACCAGCAUCUACUAUGCAACCCAGGACUGCACAGACCUGGCAAAGGAGCGUGCUCUGGAGGGGGUCAUGGACCUGGGUUUUGAUAUGCUGGGAGCUAUGACAGGCGGGGCGAGUAGCAUACUCGGGCUGGGUGUUUCUGUAGGGGCCAAAGCUGGUGUGCGCUCCUUGAUCAACUACUACAGACAGCAAAAAGAGCCUUAAUACAUUUCCCCCCAACUAUGAUGGCCCAGUCACCAUAAUGUAGUUGGCAACAUCUCUCUUUCUCCCUAUACCAGGUCAUGUGUCUCUUGCACUAAAAUGAGAUGUCUGCAUGCUGUCCCUAUCUGGUGGUUUAAGAACAAGCAACAAUACAAAUAUACUACAUAGCA